CUCCUUUUCUCUCUCUCUACUUUGAGAAUUGACAUUCUCCCAAAUUUUUUCUUUCUUUUAUUAUCAGAACCUUUUGUAUGCCCUGCCCUGUCUCUCUCCCCAAACCCUAAUUUUAUAUCACCCGUACGCAGAUACAGGGGUGCUGAAUUGAAGUGGCGCGUGGUUAGGGGAGAGCUGUGUCAGGUUAAUUUCCGGCCUGUGUCAAAGCCUAAUACUUGGCCGGAAUUGAGAUUUAUAUAUUUUGCAAAUGGCUUCUUCCCCUGACUCUGCUCCCUCUGGUAAUAAUAGCACUAAAAGUUCACCACCACCACCUUCCUCGGGAAAAAACUCUUCUCCACCCCCAUCUCCACCAUCUUCACCACCACCACCAUCCUCGCCGCCACCAUCAUCACCCCCACCAAAAAGUCAAUCCCCUCCGCCAUCAGAUUCCAAGUCCUCACCUCCACCCGAGGGGAAGUCACCUCCACCAUCAGGGAGAAGUCCAUCGCCUCCAGCUGCUGUCAUGUCUCCGCCUGCACCUACCACCCCGGAAGUGCCUGGUGUUUUUUUUCCCCCACCUCCAAUAGGUAAUCCUGCACUCACACCAACAGAUGGACCGGCUCGUAGGUCACCAUCCAGUGGGUCGAGCUCACCAUCGAGUGGGUCGAGCCGUCAAAAAUCAUCAUCAAAUGACAACGCAGGAAGUAUUACAGGCGGAGUUCUUGGUGGUUUAGUUAUUCUGUCUGUUCUAAUGAUUGCUUGUGCAGUGUGUUGCAGGAAAAAGAAGAGAAAAUCAUACCCCCCUAAAGGAUCACAUGUUCAAUAUUACCAAGGUCGCCAGGAGUGGAAUGGUCCUCAAGACCAUGUUGUGAAGCUACAACAACAAGCUAAUGCAGGUGGCUGGGGAGCACCGCAGAGCGGUGAGCACAGCUCCAACUAUUCAGGAACAGUUCCAACACCCCGUGGACAACAUCCUGCAAAUAUGAGUUUAGGAUAUAACCAGAGCCAGUUCUCUUAUGAGGAUUUAGCCUCAGCUACUGGUGGAUUUUCUGAAGAUAAUAUGAUAGGACAAGGUGGGUUUGGUUAUGUUUUUAAAGGUGUGUUGCCUAAUGGUCGAGAGGUUGCGGUGAAAUGCUUAAAGACUGGGAGUGGGCAAGGCGAGAGAGAGUUCCAGGCAGAAGUUGAGAUAAUAAGCCGUGUCCACCAUCGCCAUCUUGUGUCACUUGUUGGAUAUUCAAUUGCUGAUACAGAGAGGAUGCUAGUUUAUGAAUAUGUUCCCAAUAAAACCUUGGAACAUCAUCUUUAUAAGAGCGGAACAGUCAUGGAUUGGCCAAGCAGGCUUCGCAUUGCCGUGGGAUCAGCAAAAGGACUUGCUUAUCUCCACGAAGACUGCCACCCUAAGAUUAUUCAUCGUGACAUCAAAGCAGCCAACAUACUCUUGGAUAACAACUACGAAGCUAUGGUAGCUGAUUUUGGUUUGGCUAAACUCUCUUCUGAUAAUUUCACUCAUGUAUCCACUCGCGUGAUGGGAACUUUCGGGUACUUGGCUCCAGAGUAUGCACAAAGCGGAAAGUUAACAGAUAAAUCUGAUGUUUUUUCAUUUGGUGUCAUGCUCUUAGAGCUCAUAACCGGAAGGAAACCAUUUGAUCCGGCAAGCAAAUAUUCGGAUGAUGGUUUGGUAGAUUGGGCGAGACCACUUAUGGCCAAAGCAUUGGAAGAUGGCAACUACAGUGAAUUGGUGGAUCCGCGCUUGGAGAAUAACUAUAACCCUCAAGAAAUGGCACGCAUGGUUGCCUCGGCUGCUGCCAGUGUUCGCCAUUCUGGUAAAAGACGACCAAAGAUGAGCCAGAUUGUUCGUGCACUGGAAGGAGAUUCGUCGUUAGAUGACUUGAGCGAUGCUGGCUCGAAAUCUAGCCAGAGCUCCACAUUGACAACAAGUCAGAUUUACGACACUGGUGCCUAUAAUGCAGAUAUGUUGAAGUUCAGGAAAAUGGUACUGGACAGUGAAGAAUUCACCAGUGACUAGGCAUCAACUCUUGUAAGAUUCUGGGAAGAUGAGAAAUUAGAUCAUGUUUUCGUCGAUUGCUAAAAUCAUUUUUCAUUAUAGCGGUUGCUGCUAUAAUUUGGUUGACAAACGAAAAUCAUGGACAGGGCACAGGUACUGGCUACUGGUACUAGAUAUAGAGUCAUUGAUUGUAUUAUUUUGUGUACUAAUUUUUUCUUGUUCCAGAAAAAAAAAGACACGGUUGUAACAUUUUAUUACGGAGGGAAAAGAGUUGGUCGAAGAUUCAGAUGCAUCUAUUA
Messenger RNA from Daucus carota subsp. sativus, 2283 nucleotides. RefSeq names its product putative proline-rich receptor-like protein kinase PERK6. Gene Ontology annotation, molecular function: ATP binding; protein kinase activity. Gene Ontology annotation, biological process: protein phosphorylation. The record is from RefSeq and is a predicted model, not a curated record. The coding region runs from base 248 to 2005 and encodes 585 amino acids. The transcript has 9 exons. Lineage: Eukaryota; Viridiplantae; Streptophyta; Magnoliopsida; Apiales; Apiaceae.